GUCAUUGCGUUAAAUGUAGGCGACCGGAGCGUAUUGACAUGCGGUCGCUUGUGUUAGUAUGAUGGUGCUGAUUACUCAGAAUAGUUAAUUUUUAGAGCUAUUAAAUCCUCAGUUAAAACUGGACAAUUAACAGGUAAUAUAGGCUUUGUGCUUCGGCGUGCUUGACGGAAGAUGUCUGACUUUUCGUCCUUGGGUUUGUCGGACUGGUUGAUUCAACAGUGUAAACAAAUGGGCAUCAAUAAGCCAACUCCCGUACAGGAGAACUGUCUGCCAGCUAUACUUCAAGGCCGAGAUUGUAUGGGCUGUGCGAAAACAGGCAGUGGGAAGACCGCUGCAUUUGUCCUGCCUGUGCUGCAGAAGCUCUCUGAAGACCCCUAUGGCAUCUUCUGUUUGGUGCUCACUCCUACCAGGGAGCUGGCCUAUCAGAUCGCAGAGCAGUUCAGAGUUCUUGGGAAACCUCUUGCUUUGCGGGAUUGUAUCAUAGUCGGAGGAAUGGACAUGGUGACACAGGCUCUUGAGUUGUCAAAGAAACCCCACAUUGUCGUGGCAACGCCUGGGAGAUUGGCAGAUCACAUUCGAAGCUCAAACACCUUCAACAUGAAGCAAAUUCGCUUUCUGAUCAUAGAUGAGGCCGAUCGGCUGCUUGAGCAGGGCUGCACGGACUUCACCAAGGACCUGGAGGUGAUCCUCAGUGUCGUGCCGCCUAAGAGGCAGACGCUGCUGUUCAGUGCCACACUCACCGACACCUUGCAGGAGCUGAAGAGCAUUGCCAUGAACAAGCCGUUCUUCUGGGAAAGCAAGUCUGAGGUGCGCACUGUUGACGAGCUGGACCAACGCUACAUCCUCACUCCCGAGAAAGUCAAAGACGCGUAUCUGGUACACCUCAUCCAGAAGUUCCAGGACGAGCAUGAAGACUGGUCCAUCAUAAUCUUCACCAACACCUGCAAGAACUGUCAGAUUCUCACGAUGAUGCUGCGAGGAUUUGACUUCCCAGCCGUCUCCCUGCACUCGAUGAUGAAACAGAAACAGCGAUUUGCAAAUCUUGCAAAGUUCAAGUCUGGCGUCUUUAAAAUACUGAUAGCGACAGAUGUAGCCGCCAGGGGUCUUGACAUCCCAACAGUCCAAGUUGUCAUCAAUCACAACACACCUGGUUUACCCAAGAUCUACAUUCACAGAGUUGGCCGGACUGCCAGAGCGGGCCGGCAUGGUGUCUCUUUGACGCUGGUCACGCAGUACGACAUUCACCUGGUCCAGGCCAUCGAGGGGCAGAUCCAAGCCAAACUGCAGGAAUAUUCAGUGGAGGAGAGUGAAGUGCUGAAGAUUCUCACUCAAGUCAACGUGACCCGGCGCGAGUGUGAAAUUAAACUUGAGUCGACAGACUUUGAUGAGAAGAAGGAAAUCAACAAAAGGAAAGCGAUGAUCUUGGAAGGAAAAGACCCAGAUCUGGAACAAAAGAGGAAAGAGGAGCUGGAGAAGAUCAGGAAUAAGCGGAAGAAAUUUAAACAAAGAAUCCGUGAGAGUAUCCAGAAGAAGCAAGAUGAGAUCCUCAAGAGGAAACAGCGGAAAAAGAUGAGGCUUCAGCAAGAUGGAGGAAGCUCAUGUCAGUCACACGAGACGGGUGAAUGAGUGACUGUCCAUCCCUGAUCACCCACACAGACCAUGUACAAUAAAGGACCGUUAAAGAAAA
Messenger RNA from Brienomyrus brachyistius, 1687 nucleotides. RefSeq names its product DEAD (Asp-Glu-Ala-Asp) box polypeptide 49 (gene ddx49). The coding region runs from base 172 to 1626 and encodes 484 amino acids. NCBI's taxonomy places the organism in Eukaryota, Metazoa, Chordata, Actinopteri, Osteoglossiformes, Mormyridae. The record is from RefSeq and is a predicted model, not a curated record. Gene Ontology annotation, molecular function: nucleic acid binding; RNA helicase activity; ATP binding. The transcript is spliced from 13 exons.